Molecule: messenger RNA, 1603 nt
Organism: Musa acuminata subsp. malaccensis (wild Malaysian banana)
Lineage: Eukaryota; Viridiplantae; Streptophyta; Magnoliopsida; Zingiberales; Musaceae
Product: ABSCISIC ACID-INSENSITIVE 5-like protein 2
Biological process (GO): positive regulation of DNA-templated transcription
Cellular component (GO): nucleus
Molecular function (GO): DNA-binding transcription factor activity
Source: RefSeq, a predicted model, not a curated record
UAACGUAGGUUUUCUUUUAAUUGGGUGGUAGCUUUCUGGGAGCGCCCCGCGUCGCUCUCCCCACUGCAACGCCUCCCUCCCCCUCGAUUCCUGAUUCGAUGCAAACAUUGGCGACGCACAAUUGAUGGAUGCAACGGAUCUGAUCAACUGAUGACGAUUGCGACUUGGAUAUCUAGGAGACACUUGCGGUAUAUUUGCCGAGAAAGAUGUACUAGUAGGAAGCUGUAGAAUUUUUGGGGGAUUCUAGGGUUUGUUCCUUUUCCCGUCAGGAGUUCUACACGUGGUGUUUGAGCUGGAGGCUUUGACACUGAUGUAUUUGUGUGGAGAAGUUGGUGGAUGGACAUGCUGACAAUGGCAUCUCAGGGUGGAGGUGGCGGCUGUGAUGGCCAGCAUUCUCAGACUCAGGGCUUGUCCAGGCAAGGGUCACUCUAUAAUAUGACCCUCAAUGAAGUUCAGAAUCACUUAGGAGAGCCCCUACACAGCAUGAACCUUGAUGACCUCCUCAAGACUGUGUUUGCAGCCGAGGCCAACCAGUUACCAGGUGUGGACCUUGAUAUUCCGUUAGACCAGUAUGCCUCCAGCUCUGGUCUCCAUCGUCAGGGAAGCAUUACCAUGCCACAAGAACUGAGCAAAAAGACAGUGGAUGAAGUAUGGAGGGACAUUCAACAGGGGAAAAAGAAAGGUGAAGAGUUACAGAGAUCAGGUCAUGAGAGGCAGACGACGCUUGGUGAGAUGACACUAGAAGACUUUCUCGUGAAGGCUGGGGUGGUUGCAGAGGGUAUUGCAAAAGAUGGGAAUGAUAUGAUUGGGAAUGUGGAUCCUGUAGGAAAUGCUGAUCUGAUAUCUGGCACACAGGAUUUUACACGAGGGACGAGUUGGUUGCGGCAAUUUCAGCAGACGGCUACUAUGGAUCAGCAGAUACAUGGGCAACAAAGCCUGAUGGGGGCUUAUAUGCCAAGUCGUCCACUUCCACAGCCAUUGGGUGCUGGCACUGGGCCUAUGUUUGAGGCUGUUUUCCCUGAGGGCCAAAUAAAUAUAUCAUCACCAACAAUGGGUGCAUUUUCUGAUCCUCAGACACCUGGUAGAAAACGUGGCGGUUCUGAGGACGUGGCAGAAAAAUUAGCUGAGAGGAGACAGAAAAGGAUGAUCAAGAACCGGGAGUCUGCUGCACGGUCAAGAGCUAGAAAGCAGGCAUACACUAAUGAGCUGGAAAACAAGGUUUCUCGCCUAGAAGAAGAGAAUGAGAGGCUGAAGAAGCAGAAGGAGUUGGACAGGGUACUUUUCGCUGUGCCUCUACCUGAACCAAGGUAUCAGCUUCGGAGGACAAGCUCAGCCCCCUUUUAACCAAUUUCAUAUGAGUUUAUUGGUUGGUUAGGGUAUUGUUGUUGGUGUCGUAUGGAAGACAUGGUAGCUCUCUGUUUAGCGUUCUUACUUUAGGGAGUGGGAGACCUGAAUGGAGCUGCUGUUGAACUGUGGCUUCUUUAUGAGGAGGCUCAGUUCCAGUGACUGAGAGCUUUCAUGGUUGUUUUGUAAAUUGCAAGACUUAAUUCUCUCUUUUUCCACCCCUUCAAAUCUAGUAGAUAAAACCAAAUUUCUGUGUGCA